This is a messenger RNA of Leptopilina boulardi, 1346 nucleotides long. It is a transcript of the gene Fib, whose product is annotated as rRNA 2'-O-methyltransferase fibrillarin. Gene Ontology annotation, molecular function: rRNA methyltransferase activity; histone H2AQ104 methyltransferase activity; RNA binding. The coding region runs from base 150 to 1115 and encodes 321 amino acids. Gene Ontology annotation, cellular component: small-subunit processome; Cajal body; box C/D methylation guide snoRNP complex. Gene Ontology annotation, biological process: rRNA methylation; box C/D sno(s)RNA 3'-end processing. NCBI's taxonomy places the organism in Eukaryota, Metazoa, Arthropoda, Insecta, Hymenoptera, Figitidae. The transcript has 5 exons. The record is from RefSeq and is a predicted model, not a curated record.
UUAUUUAUCUAUGAAAAGACACCUUUACGUAUUGUAUUGCAACAUCGCAGUAAGCCUGUUUUUUUCUUUUGGUUUCUUAUUUGAGCACGUGGAUAAACUAAAAAAGAUUAUUAAAUCGCAUUUAUUCACAGAAGAUAUAUUAAAACAAAAUGGGUAAGCCAGGAUUUUCACCCGGUGGUCGAGGAGGUCGAGGAGGAUUUGGAGGCGGAAGAGGCGGUGGUGAUCGUGGAGGCAGAGGUCGAGGUGGUUUUGGAGGACGCGGUGGUGGAGGCGGUAGAGGUGGAUUUGGCGGCGGAAGAGGCGGUGGUGAUCGUGGAGGCAGAGGUCGAGGUGGUUUUGGUGGACGCGGUGGUGGAAGAGGAAGAGGUGGUGGUGGCGGCGGUUUCAAAGGUGGAAAAACUGUCGUCAUUGAACCUCAUCGUCACGAAGGUGUUUUUAUUGCCAGAGGAAAGGAAGACGCACUAGUCACUCUCAAUUUAGUUCCCGGUUCAGAAGUUUAUGGCGAAAAAAGAAUAAGUGUCGAGAGUGACAAUGGAGAAAAAGUUGAAUACAGAGUUUGGAAUCCAUUUAGAUCAAAAUUGGCUGCUGCUAUUUUAGGAGGUGUUGAUCAAAUUCACAUGCCACCGGGAAGUAAAGUAUUGUACCUUGGUGCGGCUUCAGGAACAACAGUAUCGCACGUUGCUGAUGUUGUAGGACCAGAAGGAUUAGUAUAUGCAGUGGAAUUUUCUCACAGAUCUGGUAGAGAUUUAAUAAAUGUUGCGAAAAAGAGGACAAAUAUCAUUCCUAUAAUAGAAGAUGCAAGACAUCCACACAAAUACAGAAUGUUGGUGGGCAUGGUAGAUACAGUAUUUGCUGACGUUGCACAACCAGAUCAGGCAAGAAUAGUUGCACUCAAUUCUCAGUACUUCCUUAAAAAUGGAGGACAUUUUGUUAUUUCCAUCAAGGCAAGUUGCAUUGAUUCCACCGCACAACCAGAAGCAGUAUUUGCUGCCGAAGUGAAAAAAUUAAUUAGUGAUAAACUAAAACCACAAGAACAGAUUACACUCGAGCCAUAUGAACGUGAUCACGCUGUUGUCGUUGGCACAUUUAGGCCUCCAGUGAAGAAAGCUGUAUGAAUUAUUUUUUUUUUUCAUAUUAACAGCAAUGUGUAGAUGAUUAAGUUCGUAAAUAUUAAUUACUCUAUAAUUGUCAAUAUAUUUUUCCACAAAAUUAAUCUUCUAAUUGUUAAUUAUUUUUUUUUUUUUUAUCUUACAUUAUUGACUUUUUCUUUAAAUAAAGUAGCAAUAGAACUUUAUAUUUGUACUUUGCGAUAUAAUACAAAAAGUAAAUGAAGAUGUAUAAUGUUA